GCUGUCCAUAUUUGUAAUUGACCUCCUUGGUCAACCGGGCAUCCAUAGGCCCCUGAAUUACUUAAAGACAUGGAGAACAACGAAUCGGUAGAGCAUGAAACAGUAAAUGACAAAGAUAAGAGGAUAAAAACACUCAAAAAUGUUUUAAAACAUAGCUGCAUCAUAUUGAGCCUCAUUAUUUAUUGCACAUUCGCCAUUUUGUUCACAUUUCAAAAUCGUUUUAUUUUCAAAAAAUCAGAAAAUUUUGUCUCCUCAGAAACACACAGCUGGUUUACAAUGUCAUUCUCAAUAUCAAUAUCGAUUGGCACAGAAAAUCAUAUUAAUUUUGGUACCGUAGAACAUGGCAGUGAUACUGAUCUAUUUCUUUUCCAUGAUAGAACGAUGAACACAAUUGCAUUGAACGAAAUGAUGGCGGGAUUAACGCGCUAUAACAUAAUUUAUUACCAUGCAAAGGAAUACGAGGAUGGCACGUUCAUCAAAGAUACGAAAAAAACGCUUGAGAAUAUUAGGACUCUUGUAGAGUUUAUGAGUUAUAGAAGAAAUAAGGUGGUCGUGUAUGGGCAAUCAUUUGGUUGUUAUUUAGCGCUUCUGUCCACAAAAAUUAUGGAUAAGAAACUAACACUAGUUCUAGCAAAUCCUUUUUUUUCAUUUCGAUCGGUUGUAAAACAUCAGUUCUUUCUUCCCCUACACCUCCUGCUUGUAAAUGAUUGCAACAAUUACAAGUUGUUGAAGAAAUUUAAUGGUAAAAUGAUGUUAAUUUUAUCGGAGAAUGAUGCAUAUUUGCCGAAAAAUGAUAUUAAAAAGAUGAGAGAGCUUACCGAGUCGAAGAAUGGGCAGAUCUUUGUUAUUGAGGGUGCUGGUCAUUUUGAUGUGAGUAAGAAAGAUCAAUUCUACACCAUUCUAAAUAAUGACAUAGCCAGAGAGGUCGAGUAGUGUAAGUAUAUAAAAAUGAGAAGAAC
Messenger RNA from Vavraia culicis subsp. floridensis, 959 nucleotides. RefSeq lists its product as uncharacterized. Bases 70 to 933 code for a protein of 287 amino acids. The record is from RefSeq and is a predicted model, not a curated record. The transcript has a single exon. NCBI's taxonomy places the organism in Eukaryota, Fungi, Microsporidia, Pleistophoridae.